This is a messenger RNA of Stomoxys calcitrans (stable fly), 1096 nucleotides long. Its product is annotated as ryncolin-4. The record is from RefSeq and is a predicted model, not a curated record. NCBI's taxonomy places the organism in Eukaryota, Metazoa, Arthropoda, Insecta, Diptera, Muscidae. The transcript has 8 exons. The coding region runs from base 39 to 968 and encodes 309 amino acids.
CAUUUUUGUUCAUUACUUGUGAAACAUACAACGCGGUCAUGAAGCUGUUAUCAUUGCUUUUUUAUAUGUCUUGCCUAUUUUGUUUGGGAAUUUCCGCCAAUAAAUCAUCCAGUGAAUACUACAAUCCCGACGAAGAUCCCCAUCACCUGAUCCUUUGGGAAAACAAUUUUAACAAAAUUAAUACACUUUUAACAGAAACAGAAAAACUGAAUAACAACUUUUUGGAUAUAAACAAAAAAAUGGAAGCCAUGAAUAGAAGAAUUGAGGAUAUCUGGAAAAAAUUAGAGGAAGUAAGUCAAAAACAGGAUGAACAAACUACACAAUUACAAACUUUGAAGCCAACUACAAAGGAAGUGAUUAAACCUAGCUGUCAAGCUGCUGCUGCUAAAGAAAAACAGAAUGUUACCGCAAACUCUCAAUGGACUACCAUUUUGAGGCGUCAAGAUGGCUCUGUCGAUUUCUAUCGUAAUUGGACGGACUACAAGAAAGGCUUUGGAAAUUCACCAAAUGGUGAAUUUUUCAUAGGUUUGGAAAAAUUGCAUGAAUUGACUAAUAGUGGAUCUACGCAGGAGCUAACAAUCAUUUUGAGAGACUGGGAUAAUGAAGAACGUUAUGCAAAUUUUGAUAAUUUUAAAAUUGGCAAUGAAUCUGAAAAGUACAAAAUUGAAUCCUUGGGCAAAUAUACUGGUAAUGCUGAGGAUGCCAUGACUUUCCAUUUGGGAAAACCUUUUAGCACACAAGAUCGGAAUAAUGGUGAAGCCAAUUCUACUCAUUGUGCUCAGACAUGGCGUGGAGCAUGGUGGUUCAACAAUUGUUUUCACAGCCAUUUAUUUGGACCAUAUCGCCAGGAGAAGGAUAAAAAGAGCAAAGGCAUUAAUUGGAUGCAAUGGAAGGGCUUUGAAUAUUCCCUGAAGUUUGCCGAAAUGAAGAUACGUGCUAAGACAGAUAAAACAGAAAGUAAAUCUUAGAACGCAAAAUUUGGAACAGUGAAGUAAUCUGGAAAUUAUAUUGGGUUGCCCAGAAAGUAAUUGCGGAUUUUUUAAAAGAAAGUAAAUGCAUUUUUAAUAAAACUUAGAAUGAACUUUUAUCAAAUAUA